AUGGACAAAACUCACCUUAAUGACUAUUCAAAUCAUUACAUCCAUUCUGGUGUCCUUCCAGUCAAAUAUGUAAGAAACGCAAUUCAACCUGUGGAAGGAUAUCCCAAGCUACAAAAGCUUAUUAAACUUAAAGAGCAACAGGUGAUGAAAUAUGCUACUAGAGCUUAUGGCUCAAGAGUCAAGCCUGAAAAAAUGGUUGAUACGUUGAACAAGUGGAUAUACGAGGACAAUUUACAGUUCGAUGUUAUCAUGAUUGGUGCAUUAUCUGAAAACCAGUUAUUAUACCCCUUAAUAUCGCAACUUCCAAUUGAUAAACUGUGUGCUAAACCGGGAUUUUUGUUCAUCUGGGCAUCCACUCAAAAAAUAUCCGAGCUUUCUAAACUUCUUUCAAACACUGGCACAUGGACAAAGAAAUUUAGGAGAUCAGAAGAGCUUGUGUUCGUCCCUGUGGACAAAAACUCGCCAUUCUAUCCCACCGAUUCACUAAUCCCUGAAGAGCAAUUGCUAGAACAAAUGCAAUGGCAUUGUUGGAUGUGUAUUACUGGAACUGUACGGAGAUCAUCAGAUAAGAACCUUAUUCACUGCAACAUUAACACUGAUCUUUCCAUUGAAAAUGCUUCUACGAAGAACUCGGCCGUUCCAGCUCAGAUAUACCAAGUUGCCGAGAAUUUUUCAACUUCCACCAAACGGCUGCAUAUAAUCCCAUCAAAGACAGGGCUUGAUCAUCCUGUCAAACUGAGGCCAGGCUGGGUUAUCCUGAGCCCCGAUGUUAUGCUCGAUAAUUUUGAUGCAUUGAAAUACAAAAAGGAGAUUGCAAGUCUGGGUUCAAAUAUUCCUCUUGACGACGAAAUUGAACAGUUAAGACCCAAGACUCCAGUUUAA
Molecule: messenger RNA, 882 nt
Organism: Ogataea polymorpha
Lineage: Eukaryota; Fungi; Ascomycota; Pichiomycetes; Pichiales; Pichiaceae
Exons: 2
Coding region: 1-882 (293 amino acids)
Cellular component (GO): RNA N6-methyladenosine methyltransferase complex; nucleus
Molecular function (GO): mRNA binding
Source: RefSeq, a predicted model, not a curated record